GAUCAGAUCCUACGGAUCCCUCUCGCACUCCGGAUGGCAGUGUGAGCGACGGUGAUGGUUCUGGAGGACGCGAUUCUCGACCCCGUGAUGGCGCUGGUGAGUCCUGGACGACCAGAGUGACGACCCCUACGGCAUGGACGGCGACUCCCCCCACGGCACGACCCAGAGCUACUAGUACGGAGCCCGAGACCUACGAGACAGGACGGCGAGCGGCGCCUAGUGAAAAGAUGGCUGUGCCCAGUUUCAACGCCGAGUCUUCUGGCGAUGAGCUAGGAGCGAGUGCCCGUUCCUACCUUCGUCAGGUGGAUGCUUGGACCAAGGUCACGAGACUCCCGGAGGAGCAGCGGGCCUUGGUACUGUAUCAACACCUCCAGGGAAGGGCAUGGAUCGAGGCCGAAGAGCUGGAUGUAGACAUCGAGUGGAGACCAAAGGCACGCCUCGUCGUGGGAGGACACAAGGAUCCGGAUGCCCCCUACCUGGUCACCAACGCUCCGUCGCUGUGCGACGCUCUCAAGGACUCCUUGAAUGCUGCGCUGCCCGUGGAUGAAUGGCUCGAUAAUCAGUUCGAGUACCUUGGGUCCAGAGUGGUUGUGGAAGAAGACGGGGUGACGGUCGACCAAGAGCUGUAUACCUCCGGGCGGCUCUUCACCGUGGACAUCGGCAAGGAGCAGCACGACCUAGACCCCGCCACCCGCGAGCAGUACAUCGAUAACAUGAGCGCUAUAGGCGCCUUGUCUUGGUUGGCCUCGCAGACACGACCGGAUCUCCAGGCCGGCGUUUCCAUGGCCCAACAACUGCAACGACAGCCCUUGGUAGAGGACUUGCGCUUCACCAACUCCCUCGUCAAGAAGGCAUGGGCUCACCGAGAGGAGAGUCUGAGGCUCAAGGCCGUGGACCUCGCCUCCUUUGAGAUCCUGGCUUAUCACGAUGCCGCAUGGGCUAACACCGGGCCGGCGACCGGACAAGAUCCUGACUUCAUGCUCUAUGCCGAGGAUGAGCUCGACGGCGUCAUGGAAGACUCUCCCUUCAAGAACAAGGAGAGGAAGGCCAAGCGGUCAGCAUCAAAGGUGGCCAGCCAGUUUGGGGUGCUGAUCAUGUUGGCCGACAGCGAGUGCACUUUUGGGGGAGAAGGCAACGCAAGCAUCCUUGAAUGGCGUCCUUCUUCUGUUCUCUUCUUGAAGGACGACUUCGGCGAGUCGAAGAUCUUCACGGGCAACAUCUGA
Symbiodinium pilosum is the source of this 1223-nucleotide messenger RNA. NCBI's taxonomy places the organism in Eukaryota, Dinophyceae, Suessiales, Symbiodiniaceae. The record is from the annotation of a GenBank genome assembly.